Molecule: messenger RNA, 1009 nt
Organism: Nicotiana tabacum (common tobacco)
Lineage: Eukaryota; Viridiplantae; Streptophyta; Magnoliopsida; Solanales; Solanaceae
Source: RefSeq, a predicted model, not a curated record
GUGUUGCGGCUAAUUCCUUAGUUCGCUGUAAAAACACCUUUGCCGAGGAAAAAGGGGGCCCAAAAAAUCAACACCACAGCCUUGCCGUUUCUUCUUCGUUUCCCCUCUUUUAACCCUAGACCCUUUUGAAUUUGGACCGUCUCAUCCAGAGGUGGAUCCAUGAUUUCAUGAGGAUGAAUGCACAUGGCGGAUCACUGAUUUAAAUUUGACGGAUUAACUCUUAGACUUAUAUCUAUCUGCAGCUGGAUGAGUGAUUCCUCUCAAGUUCUCCCUCUCUCUGCCUCUCCUGCAACCCGUGGCAUGUUCCUCCGCACUUGCGUGGUUUUCUAUCAGAAGUUGAAGGCCUUGGUUUCAUCUUUUAAGACUUUUAGAUGGGCGCUGCCAGGGAUAUAUGGUGGUCGUUCAACCGCUGAGCCUCUCGUAGAAGGUUAUGACUAUUUGUGGUAUGCUUUUACUACCAUUCCGUUCGGGUGCUUGGCCGCUGCCUUCCUGCUGUUAGGGGGUACUGAUCAUCUGUUAAUUUUUACCUUCGGGAUUUGCCCGGGUUGUGGCUAUAUACUUCAUAUCAAUGUGUUGUACUCUGUUGUUUAUUGGCAUCGCGACAUGCCUUUCCGUUUAAUUGGUGCCAAGGCUAAAUUUAUGAUCGAGGCCAUUCCUCUGGUUACUGCUGCAGCCUUGCAUCACCUUUUGGAGUUCAAUUAUGGGUAUCUCACUCUAUUAGUAAGCUGCACCGGAUAUUUCUAUACCUAUGCGCACUUCUUGCGCGUAGCAUAUGAUAUUAAGGGAAUAGAUGUAAUGUUGGGAUUAGUAAUGCAGGUUCUUACUUACAUGUUGAACGUAGGAUUAUUAGCUAGAGCUUUAGUUUUGAGCUUCUGCUUUGGUAUAUGUUUCUAUAGAUACGUGAUGUAUUGUGCUCCUGAACUUCCUGCUCAUGAUAAAAAGGAGUUGGAGCAGCUGCCUUGUUGAUUUGAAUUAUCUUGAGUAUAAGUUAAUUGAGUUAUUUUCUCUC